AUCGAUUGUUGGUGCCAUCGGUACGCUUCCAGCCCUAGACACUUCGACUUUUUUUUUUGCCACGGAUUGUGUAUGUAGUUUUAAUUGUGCUCGAAAAAACGGCGUUAAAGUGGAUGUCAGCGUGGAUGAAUUGCGUCUCAAAGAACUAGACAUAUUGGACCACGGUGAAGCGCGUCCAAAAACAAUGCAAACUCAAUAGUUCCAUUUACUAAAACGGGUACGAAGGCACCUCGAAUUCGAGUUGCAAACAACUCCAAAACGCUGCUGCAUACGAAUUCUGUCCAUUUAGCACCGAAACGCCACUGGAAGCAGAAGGAAAUGGUGUCCACCCGCCAAAUGUGCAGUGGAGGCGGUACGUCCGCUUCUGAGGGGAAUUCACCGUUCGGGGGCGCGGGAUCGGGAUCUGGACCGGGAAUGGGUACUGGAUCAGCAGUGGCAUCAGGAUCGGCCACUGGAGUACAGGAGCCUCCGGAGUCAACGGCAAACCGAACCUCCGUCCUGCGGCGAACCACCAGUUAUCAGGCUCACCAGGGACAGAACCAGGCCCAGGGCUCUUAUCGCGUCGUCUCGGCGGGCAGCCUGGCCGAGUCCGCCAGCGCGGUGACUCGCCACCACUCGUACUCCAUGCAGAUGCAACGGCAGCGGUCACCGACAGCCACCACCACCACCAGCAGCGCAACCAGCCUGUACGAUCUUCCCAACGAGCUGAUUGAGAUGAUCCUCAGCUACAUGGACUACAAGAAAGUUUCAAAUCUCAGAUUGGUGUCGCAUCGCAUGAACGACAUUUGCAUGGCCAUGCUGAACGCAGCCUUCUCCAGGCAGAUCAAGACCACGUUGAGCCGCUUCCAGGCGAUCAAGGCCAGCAUGCCGCGCCGGGAGUCCCACCGUCGUAAUCAUCCGCUCGCCUGCGAGUGCGACAUCAUCGAGACGUGCUACAUGCGUCUAUCCCUGCUCCAGAUGUCCAUGGGCAAGCACAUCGAGCGGGGCCACUGUUGCUUCUUUCCGGGCGCCAUACUAGACGAAGUCCAGGCGAUUCUCAAUUAUAUCAGUAUUACGCCCAGACUGCAGCGACCUUAUCGUGUUACCGACGAGCUCUUCGAUCUCUCCACUAUGGCCAUGGAAUACUUUAAGGACCGCAUAGAGUCCACGCUCCCUGGGCUGGCGUAUUUCAACAAGGACUUCUAUACGCUGCCCACCACAACAAAGCGACCCACGCUUGCCAUCAGUUCAGAUCUCGAAGACAGCGCCAGCAACUCGCCGCCUCAAAACCACAUGGUGCUCCGCAAGGGCAUCCGGAAGAUCAAGCAAGGCAUGAAGAUAUACAAUAACCAGCUAACGGUGCUGCGCACCGAUCUUCGCACCUGUAAGCGCAAGGCCGCCGAGCAGAGCAAGCAGCUGGCUGAGCAAUCAAAUCUCCUGGCGGAGCAGCAGAAGCAGACGCUGGAGUAUGCCAAUCGUCUGGACGAAAACGACAAAAAGAACGAGGAGAUGUCUCGCAAAUUCUCCACCCUUUUGCAGGAGCUCAACAAGUGCAAGACGGAGCUCCAGUUUUGGCGUUCGAAGAGUCCAGCCAUCCCUGCCGUAUGCAGUUCGUGCAACCAGAAGGUGACGCCUGUGGUGCCGCCUGAGGAUUUUCAAGUGCUGGUCAACCAGGGUGUGGAUCCCGAGCACUUUAUCAUCAUCAACGACGAUGCGGAUGCCGAGAGCGAUGUUAGUGUCGGCGAGCUAAAGGAGUUUGCCUCGCCGGAUGAGUCCACCACGGCCAAGCUGCUGGCCGUGAGUACAGCAGCCAAGAAUCUGAAGCGCAAGAUGCCAUCAGAGAGCCAGUCCAAUGCCAUAGCGUCCACCUCGAAGGCAGCACAGGUUGCCCAGUCCCAAUUACAGUCGGUGGCCACCGGAAAUGCAGGAGCUGCGAAAGCUGCGGGCGGUUAUUCUCCAAAACUUUUUUAUGGCAAUCAUCAGCGGAGCGGUGUGAUUGUCAGUCCGGUGUCCAAGAAUUUGGGGGUGACACCGGCAGCGGACAAGGUGGCGCCCGAAUCGGAGGCUCUAGAGGAGCCGGAGGAGGCGAAGAAAGCACGUAGAGUACAAAAGGCCAACAGAUAUGUAAAUACGCCCGGCAAACGCAGUAAAUAAGCAUUAGGACUUACGCAUAUACACUUUACAUAUUUUUUACCACUUAUUUACAUAUAAAGUGUGCAUGCCGUCGUUCACCUGACCCCACGGAAAUGGGCUAGGGAUCGGGGCAUGCGCCGUAGUGUUAACGGAGGAAUCAAAUUAAUAUAUACACAUAUAUCUAUUAAUGUCAAAUGCAGUAGGCAUUUCGAAUAUUAUUCAUUAUUAUUAUUAUUAUCAAGUACAACAAACGUGUCUGUAUGUUCUUCGGUUUUAACGCCCCGCAAAAACCAACUGUAGUUAACCACCACUUUACACGAACAUCACACGAUUCCCGUAGUUAUUGGCAGAGCAAAACAGAUAAUAAUAAUUAAAAAGCAAAUUAAUUUUAAUUAAAAAAUACAAAGCAAAAAAAAGCAAAGAAAUAUUUUAAAUAAAACUUUAAAAACAUU
This is a messenger RNA of Drosophila erecta, 2564 nucleotides long. RefSeq lists its product as uncharacterized. Gene Ontology annotation, cellular component: nucleus. Gene Ontology annotation, molecular function: transcription coactivator activity; protein binding. The record is from RefSeq and is a predicted model, not a curated record. Gene Ontology annotation, biological process: positive regulation of DNA-templated transcription. NCBI's taxonomy places the organism in Eukaryota, Metazoa, Arthropoda, Insecta, Diptera, Drosophilidae. The coding region runs from base 319 to 2133 and encodes 604 amino acids. The transcript has 6 exons.